CGCGAUGGGCCUCCGUGCGGCUCCCGGCUGGGGCUGAUCCGCGUUUCUCUCUGGCCGCCCGGACAGCAUCCUUUCUCCCUCCGGAGCGGGAAAGCAAAAAGCCCUUUCUAUCCCGUCCCUUCCCCGCGAGCCUCUAGGCGGGACCGAGACGAGGCUCCUGGAGCCGCCGGUCCCGACCCAGGGCUCUUGGGGCGCGUGACCCUCUCCACGAAGAGGGCAGGGACGGAGCACGACGUGGGGCGGGGGUGGCUUCGGGGAGGGACGGGCUUUUGCGUUUUGGACGCAGCUGCAGGUCGGUAGCUGGAGGCCGCACGGUUCACUCAGCGCCCCACAGACGUCGGCGGCGGAGAGAAACAUUCACUGAUGGCUCAGUUGGGAGCAGUUGUGGCUGUGGCUGCCAGUUUCUUUUGUGCGUCCCUCUUCUCUGCUGUGCACAAGAUAGAAGAGGGACAUAUUGGGGUGUAUUACAGAGGCGGUGCCCUGCUGACUUCAACUAGCGGCCCUGGCUUCCAUCUCAUGCUCCCGUUCAUCACAUCCUAUAAGUCUGUGCAGACCACACUCCAAACAGAUGAGGUGAAGAAUGUACCUUGUGGGACAAGUGGCGGCGUGAUGAUCUACUUCGACAGAAUCGAGGUGGUGAACUUCCUGGUCCCACACGCAGUGUAUGAUAUAGUGAAGAACUACACGGCCGACUACGACAAGGCACUCAUCUUCAACAAGAUCCACCACGAGCUGAACCAGUUCUGCAGUGUCCACACGCUUCAGGAGGUCUACAUCGAGCUCUUCGAUCAAAUUGAUGAAAAUCUCAAACUGGCUUUGCAACAGGACCUGACCUCCAUGGCCCCUGGGCUCGUCAUCCAAGCUGUGCGGGUGACAAAGCCCAACAUCCCCGAAACCAUCCGCAGGAACUACGAGCUGAUGGAAAGCGAGAAGACGAAGCUGCUGAUUGCUGCCCAGAAGCAGAAGGUGGUGGAGAAGGAAGCCGAGACGGAGCGGAAGAAGGCCCUCAUUGAGGCAGAAAAAGUGGCUCAGGUGGCAGAAAUCACCUACGGGCAGAAGGUGAUGGAGAAGGAGACAGAGAAGAGAAUUUCAGAAAUCGAAGAUGCUGCAUUUCUGGCCCGAGAGAAGGCCAAGGCGGAUGCUGAGUGCUACACUGCCAUGAAAAUAGCCGAAGCAAAUAAGCUGAAGCUGACCCCUGAAUAUCUGCAGCUGAUGAAGUACAAGGCCAUUGCUUCCAACAGCAAGAUUUACUUUGGCAAAGACAUCCCAAACAUGUUCGUGGACUCUGCGGGCAGCCUGGGCAAGCAGUUUGAGGGGCUGGCUGACAAGCUGAGCUUUGGCUUAGAAGAAGAGCCCGCAGAAGCAGAUGCGGAGGAGAACUGAAUGUUUCUGUCCACAACCACAAAUGACACUCAAAGAGAUCUUUAUUUUUUAAUGAUGAACCGGGGUGCCCUUCCCUUCCAUACUACCUUCUUUGACUCUUUCCACGUACUGUGGUGAAAAAAGAAGAAACGGACUUCAACCUAUUCCCCUUCCUGGGAAGGGAGGCAGGGACUGAUGAAUUGGGGUUUUAUUCAGGUAAGUAGGUUAUGUGAUUUCUGUUUAGAUUUGGAAACCAGGUACUGAUUUUCACUCUUUUGAAGCUGGCUUAAUUAGGGAUGCUAUCAAUAAGGAGUGGGAGAAGUGCAGGGUGUCAUCUCCAGGUGACCUGGCUGCCCUCAUGUCAGAAAAGGCAGUGCAGUGUUCUCGUCCUCCAAGGUGGGAGAUGCCCAUGGGUGAGGCCCAGCUACCAAGCAAAUGCGUGCUUAUAAGUUUGCCGGCAGAGCUGUGGAGAAACACCUGCUGAGAGUGAUGGUUUCCUGGCAUUUCUGGCCGUGCGUAUAUAAGUUAGUACUGAGGCGUGCUGCCUCAAGCCCUGGUAAGGAAGAUCUGGUGCUAGGUUUUGCAAGCUUUUCUACACAUCACCCUCCUUGCCCCAGGGCUAAAAGCAUGGUGGCUUCUGACUGCAUUUCCAGAGUCAGGGUUUGGCCACCACCACACAAUUCUUUUUCAAACUUUUCACCUAUUCUGUGAUUUGGGGUUUUUUUUUUCCCUCGUAACCUGUUCGUUGGUUCCACUCAGCAUCAAGAAGACAAGAACAAAGAACUCAAGUGUCUUAAAAGCUGCUGAAGUAGGACCAUGAUAUCUGUAGCCACUGUGGUACCUGCUUGGCAAACUGUGUGUGUUCCUUGAGAUCAAGUGUCUUUUUAUUGUUGUGGGGAUUCUACGUUGAAGAGCUCCUCUGGGGGAGGAAGAAGGUUUCUCCGAAAGAUUUCCCAGUCUCAGUGCCUGUGACUUGUGCUGGGGUUCAUCUGAUGUCAUGAUGAAAGGGAGCCCGUUCUCUGAGCGGCCUGUGUCUUUAAAUCCAGGGCUCCAGGGGUCACACCAAGUGUUAAAUCUCCAGAGACAGCCGUGUGGGUGUGAGUUCAUGCCCGAGUCCCUGGGUCGGAAGGGCUGCGUCAGAAUCCACUCAAAUGUUUUAUCAUUACUAAUUGGGAGAUUUGGAUGGGAGGGUGCAAACAUGAAAAAAAUGUUUUCCUAUAUCCUGAAGUUGGAGUUGGGGGUGGGGUUGCCUACCAGGUGGCUACGUGGAGGGCGGCUGUCUGGGGCGAGCAUGCAAGCCUGUUGGUAUUGUCCAUGACCAGCCCUGGCCGCGGAGUUGCUAUUGGCUGUCCCCCACCACCACCACCAGAAGAACUCCCACUGUACCCCUCUUUUCUCGGUGAAACUACAAGUGAUACUUUCUGGCACAGAUGUCCAUCUCAUGUUUGAUCCCGUGCCCAGACUUCUGAUGUAGCAAAUUGCCCCAAAAGUCAGGCUGCCUUGCUCCUAGGUAGCACCAGGCUUGUCGGGAGUUGGGGGAGCAUUCAGACAGCCUAGGAAGACACAAAGGGUCAACUCCUCUUAAUUUAAACAUUGCCCUUCUCUGUGCUAAUUUCUGGGACUUAGAAUUCUCAAACUUUGUUCAGGCAGCGAAGUGUUCCUGGGAGUGAUGGAUUUUAAUGUGCUCAGAAGGCUUUGCAGAAGGCGGUUAGUCUCCUAAGACCAACGUAAGGUAUCCCUCAUUAGGAUAGGUUCACCCUUCCCCCAUUUCAAUGCCAUUAAUCACUUGUUAGGAGCACCAUGUCACAUCCAGCAUCCCUGAUUUACAUAUUUGUCUGCUUCUCUGCUCUGAGACUGGCUGCUUAAGCAUCAGAAAACACUACUUCUCUCCAGUGGAAUACGCAGCGAGGACAUCUCAGCCUCUCCGAAUAGCAAGCUUGCUCAGGCUCUUAACCAGAAUGUCUCUCUAAUACUAGCAUCCUGUGAUGGUUUGGCCCUUGCACUAGAUCACAAAAGAGCCUCGGUGAAGUCCUGCUGCACCUCCCCCCAUCAAUGUCAACGUCACGUCUUUAAGCAAAAAAUAUAACUGUUGUAGUAUCCAUUCGUUUAACUCCAGUGUUGUCUGUACCUGCCUGAAUGGGAACAUCAUGGAAAUGAGCUGUUUCCUUAACUUGGGACAACUAGCCAGUCUGUCUGUGUGACUCCGUUUCUGUAACACUUACUAGAAAACCUGAUCUGAAAACAUUUGAAUUCUGAACACGUAAAAUGUGACAGCCUGCCAUUUUGUAAGCAGUAAAGUCAAGGCUGCUAUUGAUAAAUGGAACCUCUGUCAAAAUAAGGAACUGUUUAUAAAAUUCAGUUUUUGUAGGAUUUUCCAAGGAAAAAUCACCUUGGUUGAAUGUUUCUCACUCAUUAAACUUUGCAGAAGUGGUCCAUAUUCAGUACUGUUUUUAAUCACUUUAAAUAUCAGGACAGGAUAUCUGAAAAGAGGGCACAGUUUGUUAAUUUUUAUGUGACUAAAUUCGGAGGGAUCGGUGAUCAUAUUAAGUUGAGGGAGGAAAACAAAAAUCACUGAAAGAAUUUUAGCAAUACAGUAUCCGCAGGGCACUGGUUUCAGGAACCCCGCGGAUACCAAAAUCCAUGGAUGCUUAAGUACCUUAUAUAAGAUGGUGUAGUACAGCCACCCACUGUAUCCAUGGGUUCCACGUCCACAGAUACAAAGGGCCAACUAUAUAUUGAUCCAAAAAAAGUAGAUGUUUUAUAAAUGAUCUGGUGCAGUUUCUGUGGGUCUAUGUAUUUUUCAGUACAGAAAACUUCACCAUUUAUAGAGAGUAAACAGUGAAAGUAAGAUUGUCAUAUUUACUGCCUUAACCUAUGUAAGUUUGAGGAUAAGUUGUAGCCUGGCUAGUGGCUACUCUGUCUAUGAACUCAACCACUGCUUCUUUAGUUCUAUUCAGUAGGGUUCUAGCCACUAUUUCUGUUGUUUCCUUUUAAAAGAGGUAAUAGCCAAUCAUUUUGUGUUUGUAUUUCCAUUCCUCUCAAUUUCUGCUUUUGUGCAGGCUGGUGAUUGAAUAGUCAAAACUAAUUAUACUUGCAAAGAGCCCAGAGGGCUGAAUGACCCCCUUUGUAACUGAGAAAUGAUUCUUCUUAUAUUAAUCACUCUACAAAUGAUAAUACUGGAUUAAUUGCCUUGGGUUGAUAGAUGGAGGAACUGUUUUGGACAGCUCUAAAGGUGUGAUUUUAUGUCUCAGUUUUAUUUUCAGUCUUGCUAAAUAAAAUGAGUCUGUGUA
Messenger RNA from Hippopotamus amphibius kiboko, 4652 nucleotides. It is a transcript of the gene ERLIN2, whose product is annotated as ER lipid raft associated 2. Gene Ontology annotation, molecular function: ubiquitin protein ligase binding; cholesterol binding. NCBI's taxonomy places the organism in Eukaryota, Metazoa, Chordata, Mammalia, Artiodactyla, Hippopotamidae. The coding region runs from base 364 to 1383 and encodes 339 amino acids. Gene Ontology annotation, cellular component: endoplasmic reticulum; endoplasmic reticulum membrane. The transcript is spliced from 12 exons. The record is from RefSeq and is a predicted model, not a curated record. Gene Ontology annotation, biological process: SREBP signaling pathway.